AUGGCAGGAAACACGGGUAUGGAACAAUUGAUUCCGAUUGUGAACAAGCUGCAAGAUGCAUUCACACAACUUGGGGUGCACAUGCAACUUGAUCUACCACAGAUCGCAGUGGUAGGUGGUCAGAGUGCAGGAAAAAGUUCUGUUCUUGAGAACUUUGUCGGGAAAGAUUUCUUACCUAGAGGAUCAGGCAUUGUAACCAGAAGACCACUUAUCUUACAACUGAUUAAUAGUACAACUGAAUUUGCUGAGUUUCUGCACUGUAAAGGUAAAAAGUUUGUGGACUUUGAUGAAGUACGGAAGGAAAUUGAAGCAGAAACAGACAGGAUUACAGGCAGUAAUAAGGGUAUUUCUAACAUACCUAUAAAUUUAAGAGUUUAUUCACCCAAUGUAUUAAAUUUAACACUGAUCGACUUACCUGGCCUCACAAAAGUACCAAUUGGAGAUCAACCAGUAGACAUAGAAGCUCAAAUUAAAGCCAUGAUUUUUCAAUUCAUCAAAAGAGAAAAUUGCCUUAUAUUGGCAGUAACACCUGCAAAUACUGAUUUGGCAAAUAGUGAUGCUCUUAAACUUGCCAAAGAAGUAGAUCCUCAAGGUGUACGUACAAUUGGUGUUAUUACAAAACUGGAUCUUAUGGACGAUGGUACAGAUGCAAGAGAUAUUCUGGAAAACAAACUAUUGCCUCUAAGGCGAGGUUAUAUAGGUGUUGUUAAUAGAAGUCAAAAAGAUAUAGAAGGUCGGAAAGAUAUUAAAAAUGCUUUAGCGGCUGAAAGGACGUUUUUCCUAAGCCAUCCAUCUUAUCGGCACCUAGCAGAUAGAUUAGGAACACCGUAUUUGCAACGUGUUUUAAACCAGCAAUUAACAAAUCAUAUCAGGGACACUCUACCAGCAUUAAGAGAUAGAUUACAAAAACAGUUACUUGCUUUGGAAAAAGAUGUAGAACAGUACAAACAUUUCAGACCUGAUGAUCCUGCCAUAAAAACAAAAGCUAUGUUACAGAUGAUCCAACAGCUUCAGUCAGAUUUUGAAAGGACUAUAGAAGGUUCAGGAUCUGCACAAAUUAAUACAAUGGAGCUUAGUGGAGGUGCUAAGAUAAAUAGACUAUUCCAUGAACGUUUUCCGUUUGAAAUAGUUAAAAUGGAAUUUGAUGAAAAAGAAUUGAGAAGGGAAAUUGCUUUUGCCAUUAGGAAUAUUCAUGGUAUCAGGGUAGGUUUGUUUACUCCUGAUAUGGCCUUUGAGGCAAUAGUUAAGAAGCAAAUCAAUAGACUCAAGGAACCUAGUCUAAAAUGUGUGGACCUAGUUGUACAGGAGCUCAGUAACGUUGUACGCAUUUGCACCGAUAGAAUGUCACGUUAUCCUAGAUUGAGGGAAGAAACGGAACGUAUUAUUACUACUCAUGUUAGACAACGUGAACAAAUGUGUAAAGAGCAGCUGGUACUUCUGGUGGACUGUGAACUUGCCUACAUGAACACGAAUCAUGAAGAUUUUAUCGGUUUUGCCAACGCGGCAGCCAGUAGCCAUAAUGCAAGUGCACAACAGUCCUCGGAAAAUGCAGUGAAAUCUGGUCGUCAUACAUUAGGCAAUCAAGUAAUACGCAAAGGUUACAUGUGCAUCCACAAUCUUGGUAUAAUGAAAGGUGGUUCUAAAGAUUAUUGGUUUGUCCUAACAUCGGAGAGCAUUUCAUGGUUCAAGGAUGAAGAAGAACGCGAGAAGAAGUACAUGUUACCUUUAGAUGGAUUAAAAUUACGAGAUUUGGAACAAGGUUUCAUGUCCCGACGUCACUUGUUCGCUUUGUUUAAUCCUGAAGGCAGAAACGUUUACAAGGAUUCCAAACAGCUUGAGUUGAGCUGUGAAACACAGGAUGAUGUUGAUUCUUGGAAAGCUUCUUUCCUCCGAGCUGGUGUAUAUCCUGAGAAGUCAACGGAACAAGCAAAUGGCGAAGGGGAGGAAGGAUAUGAGGGUGGAUCGGAAGCUCAGUCAUCGAUGGAUCCUCAGUUGGAGCGUCAAGUGGAGACUAUCAGAAACCUUGUUGAUUCGUACAUGAAGAUUGUCACCAAAACUACUCGCGAUCUGGUUCCAAAGACAAUUAUGCAUUUGAUCAUCAAUAAUGCAAAGGAUUUCAUCAAUGGAGAGCUAUUGGCUCAUCUGUACGCAAGCGGUGAUCAGACUUCGAUGAUGGAAGAAUCGCCAGAAGAGGCACAAAAACGGGAAGAAAUGUUACGCAUGUAUCACGCAUGCAAGGAAGCACUUCGUAUCAUCGGGGAUGUUUCAAUGGCGACGGUUACUACUCCGGUACCACCGCCAGUGAAAAACGAUUGGUUGGCGUCUGGCGAGAAUCCAAGUCUUGGGUUAUCACCACCAUCACCUGGUGGGCCAAGACGUGGAGUGACACAGCCACCACCUCUUUCUAGUUCUCGUGCUCCACCACCGGUGCCAACAGGAGGCCGUCCAGCACCGGCUAUUCCUAACAGACCCGGACCUGGUGGACCACCACCGGCCCGCUCUACACCUGGCCUACCUCCUCCUAUGGUACCAUCUCGUGGGGGUGGUCUACAGCAGAGGGUGACGCAAGCUGCGACGCAGGCCGCUACUAAUGCCGCCGUGAACGAGCUGAUGGACGCAUUCAAGAUCAAGCGUCCUGUACCCAAUAUUCCUCCCCGAAUUCCCGACAGACCGAACUACGGCCGAUUACACUGAGCUAGUCCAUGGAAAGCACGCGACACCUGUGCGUAGGAUAUCGUUGCGAAACGAGUCGAUGAGCGGAACAGGAGAAACGACAGCUCAGAAGCAAACUGGUAGAUGCGAGCAAAAGCUGUACGGGUGAAUCCGGGGGUGAGAAUCCUCUCGAGGACCGGGUCCAUUUCCGUGUGCUCUUCCUUAAUAUCGACCCCACGAAAAUGGUCAACAUCGAAAUCGUCGCUUCGUGCCCUGCUAAAGAUUCGAAGAGGAGGCACACGAUCGGUGAAACGGGAGGAACAAGGCUGUGCCACUAAAAAACGAAAGAGAAAGAGGGACCAAGAAUUGAACGGAACCUAAUCACCGACGCACAGAGAAGACAAAGGAUCUAAUCCGAUUCAACGAACCGGAGAUUCGGUCACUUCUACUUCUUCUUUCUCUGAUAAUUUCGUCUUCUAUGUUUAUUUAUGUACCGUUAGACGCGUUUAAGUUACGUGUUAGCUGUUAAGUAUUAGAAGUCGGUGCGCUCGAUGCGUCCGAUUCGCUCUGGAGGAACGAUGAUUAGCUCGUGUCCGCGAUAAGGGUUCUCCGGCCAGAAGCGACACGGUUAUCGAGCCGCGUUAAUGGUCACGUUUUUUCAUUAAUCAGUAUUAAUAGGUGUGAGGGGGUAAUCGAUGAUUCGCUUUCGCUCGUAUCACCGCGAACGCGCUUCGUUGACGAAACCUUUCGUUCUGUUUACACCAUUCGGGGAAUCCACGAUAGUCGAGAUGAAAUCUUUUUGAAACCAUAGGGUGUUCCUUUAUAUAAAAUUUGGAAUGAGAUGAUUCUGUAUAUCGAGUUGAAAAAUGAUGGGCCAUUUAAGGGAUGCAAAUUUUUCUUAAUUGUUCUAUUUGGUUUAAUAUGAUGAAAAAGAAUCGCUUCUUACCGGAGAACCUCUAAGAUAUUGUUAAAACGAGAUUCGUGGAUGAUGAUAACGUGCAACCCGAUUACCUCGAUCUGUAGAACUCGCUAGAAAAGUACACGGUUCGCCCUACGAUUUGUAUAAAAAAAAAAAAAGAAAGAAAUGG
This is a messenger RNA of Osmia lignaria (orchard mason bee), 3740 nucleotides long. The record is from RefSeq and is a predicted model, not a curated record. NCBI's taxonomy places the organism in Eukaryota, Metazoa, Arthropoda, Insecta, Hymenoptera, Megachilidae.